UGACAACAAGAUGGCGGCCGUCGAAGCGAGGGCUGAGAGUGGAUAAACGCUGCUGUUUGCAAACCGGGAGAAGCGGGUUCACUCGCCCUUGUCGUUUGAGGUGAUGGAGGUGGCGGCGACGAUUAGCGAGGGCGAUACGCUGCUCGAGGAGUCGGUGGUGGAGGAAGAAGAAGAGGACAUGCAAGAACAGGAGGGCAUGAUGUGGCAGCUACUGGAGGAGAUGGUGCAGGAGUGCGCUGGCGAGGCUCUGGAGGAAGGUGUACAGGAACUGGCCGGGGAGCUGCUGGACGAACUGCUGGACGAAGAGAGCGGGGAGGUGGUGGAAGAGUUCAACAAGGAGCUGCUGGACAGCGCCCUGAGCAGCAGCGAGAGCAGCGACUUGGAGGAAUGCGAGAGCCCUGCGCAGGAGGUGGUGGAGGAAGAAUUUGAUGGUGUACUAACAGAAGAUAUACUAGCAAAAGGUCUAUCAAACCUGAGACAUUCAGCAACUGGAUUAGAACAGACCUAUGUCCAUCUCUCCAUUCCAAAUUGCAAACUAUGUGACAUCUCUAUUCUUUACAAUUACAUGCAUCUCCAGAAGUUGGAACUCCCCUACAAUAAAAUAACAGAUUUGCGUUGUGUUAAUUGUAUGCCCUACCUGCUACAACUGGAUGCCUCCUACAAUGCAUUGAGCUCACUGGCUGAUCUAAAACUACCCCAAAAUAUAAAGGAAGUGGAUUUUUCCCACAACCAGAUAUCUGACAUGAGUCAUUUAUCAGACUAUCGGUUCCUCUUUAAAUUGAAUUUGGACAACAAUGAAAUCCAGACAAUUGAAGGCUUGAGGAACUGUAAAAGUCUCAGCUACCUCAGUCUAGCAGAAAAUAAACUUUCAAAAGUUUGUGGCUUGGACAACUUGCCAAUUAAGUUCCUUUGCCUUCAAGGUAACAAGAUCACAGAUUUGAAGGGACUGGCAAAACUGAAACGCCUGCACAAGCUUGAUCUGUCGAACAAUAAAAUAGAAUCUUUGAAAGGGUUGGCAGACCAUGACCUUCUGGAAACUAUUAAUCUGCAGAACAAUCAGGUCAGAGAAUUGAAUGAAAUUAAACACAUGCAAAACCUUGAACUUUUACGUGUCUUGAAUCUUCAAUGGAAUCCAAUACAGGAAAACCCUGAUUAUUUAUACUGGAUCUUGUACAUGGUGCAGAAACUGACUGAGCUGGAUCUUAAAAAAGUGAAAGCAAUUGAUAAGGUUCUGGCAAUCAAUAAAUAUAACCCUCCAGCUGAAGUGGUAGCUGCCAAUGACCACAUGACCCACAUAAUGUAUAGCUUUCAGCAACUUCAGAGGAUUUAUGACAGCACCUUGCCUAACUUUGAUAUUCCAUAUCCCAUGCUCGUUCUGGUGGGCCCCCAGGCCAGUGGAAAACGAGAACUUGCUCACAUGCUUUGCCAAGAAUUCAGCAACUAUUUUGGAUAUUGUAUCUGUCACACGAGUCGGAGUCCAUAUUAUGGAGAAGAAGAUGGAUGUGAUUACCAUUUUGUAACUGAGCAAACGUUUGAAGAAAUGAUCCGACUGGGGAAAUUUAUUGAGACAAUAAAGUACACUGGACAUUAUUUCGGACUCAGCAGGGAUGCAUUAGAAGCUGUCGCCAGAGAGGGUUUAGCCUGCUGUACUCACAUGGAACUUGAGGGAGUACACAGCUUGAAGAAGACAUACUUUGAGCCUCGAUACAUUUUGCUGAUCCCAAUGAGAAAAGAAAAGCACAGGAAAAGAUUACUAUUAAGAGGGCUGUAUGACCAAUCGCAAAUUGAUUUUGCUGUAUCCAGAGUUGAUAUAUAUAUCAGCAUGAAUCAGGAUCACCCAGGAUACUUUGAUGCUGUUAUUAAUAGCGAUGACCUUAUGCAGGCGUACUUGCAGCUGAGCCAGCUGCUCUGUGAGUACCUGAAUCUCAAUGAUCAAAAAAGCGAUGACAAAGACAAAGCUAUGCAUGGGGACAAAUGGCAGGCACCUGAUUUGUCAAAGAACAUACCAAGUGACGUUAACCAGUCAAGCAGGAAUAAGAUUUCACCAUCCAGUGGAUUAAUGGAUUCCUCUACAAGGAACUACUCUUCCAGAAUACAGGCUAGACUAUCAGCAGAAAAAACAGUCUUGGAACAAUAUUCUUUGGAACAACGCCAGAAGAUGGCACGGGAAGCUGUGAAGGGAAAAGCUCCAGGUCCAUACAACUACCUGUUCAGAAGGGUUCGAAACGUCCCCAACAUAAGCAGCACUAGCGGUGUUGUAUCAAAAAUCACAUCCUUCACAUCCCUUGUCCCUGUUUUAAGUUCAACUGGUUAUGAAGAGAGCUCAGACAAUUUAUCUCAUUUGAUGAGCAGCUCUGAAGCAACUGAAGAACAUUUUCAGGAGUCUUCACUUUCAUCGGCCGAAGAAAUGUCAGAAAUAAUUAAACCUAUAGAUCUAGAUACUGACUCAUCCAUGGAAGUUGUCUCUCAGGCAUUACUAUCUGACUAUAAACUCCUUGGUAUUCCAGGCUUCAAGCGAAUAAUGGAAGAUGAUCAGAGUUCUUUACGCACUCUAGAGGAAGCAAGGCCAGAACGACUUAAAGAAGAAAACAUUCCAUCUAAAUGUUCUUCAGUCCAAAAUACCCCAUCUCCUUCUCAGCGACUUGGAUCCAACAUCAAGCCUAUUCUGCCUCCGAUUCCAUCGGGACGAACAAGAGCUGAGAUCCCCGACAGUCCACAGCAAGCUGUCUGUACAUUAAAAUGA
This is a messenger RNA of Chiloscyllium plagiosum (whitespotted bambooshark), 2743 nucleotides long. It is a transcript of the gene lrguk, whose product is annotated as leucine-rich repeats and guanylate kinase domain containing. Gene Ontology annotation, molecular function: GMP kinase activity; protein binding. Lineage: Eukaryota; Metazoa; Chordata; Chondrichthyes; Orectolobiformes; Hemiscylliidae. Gene Ontology annotation, cellular component: cytosol. The record is from RefSeq and is a predicted model, not a curated record.